CCCCGGCGCGCUGCCUCUGCGGCCGGAGAUCCCAUGGCGGCCCGCGGCCCGCGGCCCUAAGUCCCGGUAACCGGUGCUCGAACUUUGGCCGCCGGCUCAUCCCCGAGCACCCGCUCCUAUGGUGUUUCUUCCGAUCAAAUGGAGCAAGCCCCCAAUGCCUCACCACCAGCACCUCCGGCGUUUCCUCUCAUCCGUCACCGCCAGAGCCGCGGCGGCGAUCCCAGCGCGGCGCGUACCGCGGUCGUCCGGCACCUCCGCGCAAAGCGCCCGCAUCCGGGAGCUCGGCCGCCUCGGCCGCUUGUGCGAGGCCAGGGAGGUGUUCGAUGCCAUGCCCUUCCGCGACAUCAUUGCCUGGAACUCCAUGAUAUUCGCCUAUUGCAACAACGGGAUGCCCGACGCGGCGAGGUCGCUCGCCGACACGAUCUCCGGCGGGAACCUGCGCACGGGUACCAUCCUGCUGUCGGGCUACGCGCGCGCCGGCCGUGUGCGCGAUGCUCGCAGAGUGUUUGAUGAAAUGCCCCUGCGGAACACCGUGGCGUGGAAUGCCAUGGUCACCUGCUAUGUCCAGAACGGGGACAUCGCCCUUGCGCGCAGCCUGUUCGACGCAAUGCCGAGCAGGGAUGUAUCUUCCUGGAACACGAUGCUUACUGGGUACUGCCAUAGCCGACAGAUGAUGGAUGCAAGGAAACUAUUUGAACAGAUGCCAGAACGCAACAUGGUUUCUUGGACGGUGAUGAUUUCUGGGUAUGUUCUGAUUGAGCAGCAUGGUAAGGCUUGGGACAUAUUUCGCAUGAUGCACCAUGAAGGAAUGUCAUCAGAGCAACCAAACCUUGUCUCUGUGCUUUCAGCUAUAAGUAAUCUUGGUAAUCUCAACAUUCUAGAGAGUAUCCACGCUCUUGUUCAUAAGGCUGGCUUUGAGAGGGAUGUGGUGAUCGGCACUGCCAUACUUAAUGUAUACACUAGAGGUGUGAGUAUGCUCGACACUGCAGUAAAAUUCUUUGAAGGUAUGACAGAGAGGAAUGAGUACACAUGGUCAACCAUGAUUGCUGCACUAUCUCAGGGUGGGAGAAUAGAUGAUGCUGUUGCUAUCUACCAAAGAGACCCUAUUAAGUCUGUUCCUAGUCGAACUGCAAUGCUCACAGGCCUUGCUCGGUUUGGAAGGAUUUACGAUGCAAGGAUUUUAUUUGAUCAGAUUCCCGAGCCUAAUAUUGUAUCCUGGAAUGCCAUGAUUACUGGGUACAUGCAGAAUGAAAUGGUUGAUGAGGCAGAAGAGCUUUUUAACAGGAUGUCCUUUCGGAACACAAUAUCUUGGGCUGGCAUGAUUGCUGGAUAUGCACAAAAUGGGAGGAGUGAACAAGCUUUGGUUUUGCUCCAGUCUCUCCACCGGAAUGGCAUGUUACCUAGCCUGUCUAGUUUGACCAGUAGCUUAUUUGCUUGUUCGAAUAUUGAAGCUCUUGAGACAGGAAAGCAGGUGCAUUCGCUUGCAGUAAAGGCCGGCUGUCAGUACAAUAGCUAUGUAUGUAAUGCGCUGAUUACUAUGUAUGCCAAGUGCAGAAACAUAGGUUUUGUGAGACAAAUCUUUGAUCGUAUGACAGUUAGAGAUACAGUGUCAUAUAAUUCUUUAAUUACUGCACUUGUGCAGAACAAUAUGUUGGAACAAGCAAGAGAUACAUUUAACAAUAUGCCCAGUCGAGAUGUUGUUUCUUGGACUACUAUAAUAUCUGCAUACGCACAAGCUGACCAGGGGAAUGAGGCAGUAGAGAUGUUCAGAAGUAUGCUUCAGGUGCAUGAGUUACCCAAUUCACCAAUAUUAACGAUACUUCUUGGUGUUGGCGGAAAUCUUGGUGCUUCCAAACUCGGACAGCAAAUUCACAACAUUGCUGUCAAACUUGGCUAUGCUCAACAUGGCUUUGGAAGAGAAGCCAUCAGAAUGUAUCAACAAAUGGAAUCUGCAGGAGUGUUGCCAAAUGAGGUCACUUUCGUGGGGCUUUUACAUGCAUGUAGCCAUUCUGGUUUGGUAGAUGAAGGGCGUCAGUUUUUCAAAUCCAUGAGCAGUGAUUAUGGACUAACUCCUCUGCUGGAGCACUAUGCUUGCAUGGUGGACCUUCUUGGGCGGGCUGGUGAUGUGCAAGGAGCUUUACAGUUUAUUUAUGAUAUGCCUAUUGAACCAGAUGCAGUGAUCUGGAGUGCUCUUCUUGGGGCAUGCAAGAUUCACAAGAACGUAGAAAUUGGGAGAAGGGCAGCUGAGGAACUUUUCUCUAUUGAGCCAUUUAACGCUGGCAAUUAUGUAAUGUUGUCAAAUAUAUACUCCUCCCAGGGGAUGUGGGAUGAAGUUGCGAAGGUGCGAAAACUUAUGAAAGAACAAGGUGUGAACAAGGAACCUGGUUGUAGCUGGAUGCAGAUAAAGAACAGAAUGCACUCAUUUGUCACUGGAGAUGAGGAACAUGAACAAAUUCAAGAAAUACAUGCUACCCUCUGGGAGUUGUACACUUUGUUAAAGGCUACAGGAUAUGUGCCUGACACAGAAUUUGUUCUCCAUGACAUAGAUGAAGAGCAGAAGGAGAGCUCACUUCUGUACCACAGUGAAAAGCUUGCUGUUGCUUAUGGCCUUCUUGUUACACCCAAGGGCAUGCCCAUCCAGAUAAUGAAGAACCUUAGAAUAUGUGGUGACUGUCAUGCUUUCGUCAAAUCUGUUUCCCAUGUUACCAAGAGAGAAAUUGACAUUAGGGAUGGGAAUCGAUUCCAUCACUUUAGGAAUGGAAAUUGUUCAUGUGGUGAUUUUUGGUGAUAAAUUAUUCCACCACCAACAGGUCUUCUUCACACUAUCCCCUCACAUUCAGAAGCAUACGAUCUUAUUCGUUCUGAUGCUUUUCAUCAACACUGUACGGUACUGAUAGAGGAAGGGGUCAAGUUUACUGAGGAGCUAUGAAGUCAGGAAGAGGAAGGGGCAGUCCAGUGAGGUAUUGAGCAACAGUGGUGGAAUGGACUUGAAGCCAUCUGCUACCAUGGCUACAUCUGGAAUGGAGGUGGCUGGAUCAACAUGGACACUGGUUGUGCAGCUGAGGGAAGGUUUUGAAGGCAGUCUCAUGGCUUUGUGCCGUGCCUUAUAGGCGGUGAUGACCAGUAAUGACAGGAGCCAGAUGGCACUCGGCUGCCAAUUUCAUUGCAGUAAGGCUGAGCAGGUGCAGGCAGAUUGAGGCAAACUGAUGCUUCCACCUUUGAUGGUGCAGUGCAGUAGUAGUCGAGCUAUAGAGGUGGAUAUGAUAUUAAAAUUGAUAAUACCUCAUUGGUAAAUUCAGUGGCCACCAGCCACCUUGUCAUCUGCAUUUUUGUUAGGAAUGCUACUCAAGAAACUGUACACUUGCAGGCUGGCAGCAGCUGCUGAUGGAAAAUUGGAGAGGUUGGUUUUAAAGCUCAUAAUAUUUAUUUGCAGUAAUUCUUCAUGAACUUUUACAUGGUAUUUUCUUGGUCCACGAAUUGCUUGAAAGUUCUUUUUAACUCUUUGCAUCUUUUCCUACUGCAAUUGCCUACACUAGCACACCAUUCAUCUAGAGGUGAGGAUAACACUUCAUCUACAGCAGCCAUCAAAUUUUGUUUGCAUUAUGAUUAACAGAACUGAACCACAUCUUGAAAUUGACAUGUUUUCAUUUUCAUGUCAAGAAGGGUCAAUGUCAGUGAGAAGAUCUGUUAUUCUUCUGCAUCAUGAAUGGAUAAAUCUAUAUAUCCUCCUGCUACUCGAACUGAACUUUGGGUGUUAGUUGUGGUGAGUCAAAAUUUGUUGGAAGUUUCAGAUCCUCGCAUGUCACCCAGGUAACCUUUCGUCCUACCAAGCACCAACCACCAAGUACUGUCGAGCCGCGUCGGUACCGGGGAAAGCGAAAGCAAACCGAGAAGAAAAAAAGAAAAAGAAACGCAAAGUUGCAGCUCAACUUGGCAGCCGAACAACGGGAGCCCGCCACCUGAGCGCCACCGCACCAGCGGCAGCACGUAAAGCGAAACCGUGGUCGCGUCGUGGGGGCGAGGAACCCGGUGUGAAGAAGGAAAGCUGGCUGGGCUCCAGGCGGGCGCGGCAACGCAAGUUGCGCUACCGACCCGGCGAGGAGUCAAAGCGCGCGCCCGGUGUUUUUGCUGUAAUCCGACGGCGCCUCGCUUUCGUGGCCCUCCGCCUCCUCAAGAGGAUUGGCUUCCGAUUUGUCCUCCGUGGUCCUGGAAGAAACCUGUGCCCGUGCCGUUGGAUUGUGCAGGUGACUGUGUAUGUGUAUACAAACCCAAGGAGCAGAAGCAACGGAACAAGCUAGAUGGCCAAAUUGUAGUGAAUUGACGCUUGCAGUUCUUUUCUUUGUUUUUAGCAGAGGGAGAGAGGAGUCAGUGCUC
This is a messenger RNA of Panicum virgatum (switchgrass), 4374 nucleotides long. Its product is annotated as pentatricopeptide repeat-containing protein At5g66520-like. The record is from RefSeq and is a predicted model, not a curated record. Bases 119 to 2788 code for a protein of 889 amino acids. Gene Ontology annotation, molecular function: RNA binding; protein binding; zinc ion binding. Gene Ontology annotation, biological process: RNA modification. NCBI's taxonomy places the organism in Eukaryota, Viridiplantae, Streptophyta, Magnoliopsida, Poales, Poaceae. The transcript is spliced from 6 exons.